Molecule: messenger RNA, 885 nt
Organism: Micromonas commoda
Lineage: Eukaryota; Viridiplantae; Chlorophyta; Mamiellophyceae; Mamiellales; Mamiellaceae
Exons: 2
Coding region: 1-885 (294 amino acids)
Biological process (GO): protein peptidyl-prolyl isomerization
Molecular function (GO): peptidyl-prolyl cis-trans isomerase activity
Source: RefSeq, a predicted model, not a curated record
AUGUCCGCCCCCUCGCCCCCGCCGCCGCGCCCGCCCCUGCCCCCGCCCGGCGUGGAUCAGAGCGCGUGGCCCGCGCCGCCCAAGUGCCCCGGGUCGGCGCUGUGCGACGCCUCCGGCGCGGACAUGAGGCGCCAAGCCCCGAAGGUGUUCGACGUGGUGUUCCACACGACGACCGGGGACGUCCGCGUCCGAGCGUGGCGCGACCUCGCGCCGGCGGGCGCCGACAGGCUCUACAACCUCGCGCGGCUGGGAUACUACGACUCGUCGCCGCUCUACCGCAUCCUGCCCGGCUUCGUCGCCCAGUUCGGCGUCGCCGCCGAUCCGUCAGUCUCCGCGGUGUACGAUUGGCGAAAAAACUCACCCGGCGCCAUCCUCCCGGACGAGCCGACGCACGCGUCCAGCUCGGGAAACGCCAAGCACUGGAUCUCCUACAGCGCCAGUUACGACUCUAUAACCGGUACGGCCACGAACAGGACCGCGGAGCUCUUCAUCAACCUCGCGGACAACAGGGAUCGGUUAGACGCCAAAGGGUUCGCCGCGUUUGCGAAAGUCAUCCAAGGCGAGGGCGCGGUGGACGAAUGGUUCGCGGGGUACGGGGAGAUGCGAGGCGCGUGCGACCUGCACAGGGACCGGGGUUGGGUGUGCGAUGGACCGGAGGAAACACAGCUGUACGCGCGGGGCGUCGGGUACGUAAACUCCGACUUUCCGAGGUUGGAUCGUAUCGGGAGAUGCGACGUGGACGUCGACCCGAAGGGCGCGGAUGUCGACGACGGCAUCGAGCAUCUGUCGCACCUCGGCUCGCACAGCGCGACGUCGUGGCUGGCGAUCGCGUUGGUGUGCGUGUGCGGAGCCGGCGCGUGGGGAGCGGCCGGACUUGGAGGAUGA